CCCUUUUCGGGGGUGGUCCGUAUGGAACAAGAUGUUUUUCGUGCUGCCGUAUCCAGUCAAAGCUCAAGCUUAUGCGCCUGUCGGACCUUAUCGGCCACUUCACUGCUUCCCCGAAAUCACGAACCCCAGCUUCGAUCGCUGCGGAGUUUCAAUCCUUUUUGACGCCACAAGGAAAGCCUUCCUUGAUAAGCUUGUAUAUCUAGUCGCUCUGCUUAAGCUUCAAGUUGUCGAACUGACAGUUUUCGUCUGGGUUGUAGCAAUCUUGGUUCUCUGAGUGAGGUUCAUGUCAUUGAGGAUCAUCUCACCAAUCUCAAGCGCAAACUCCUCGAAGUUGAGACCAAAGGUCUGACCUCCGAGUACAACAAAGCCGUCAAAAUCUGAAGCAGCUGUUAUGAUGAAAAUUCACUAAAGUAUAAUAGAAGCCGCUGGAGCGAUCUCAUUAUCUUGAAUCUUAAAGUCAGUAUCCGGUUCGAUAGCAUGGUAUGUUGUGAUCCACUUACAAGGAUCAUGGCCAGAGUUGGCAACAAACGAAUCAAGUCAAAUCAAGUCCUCUUCACGGAGCACCAUCUGAUCUGUG
Messenger RNA from Macroventuria anomochaeta, 577 nucleotides. RefSeq lists its product as uncharacterized. Bases 32 to 274 code for a protein of 80 amino acids. The transcript has a single exon. The record is from RefSeq and is a predicted model, not a curated record. Lineage: Eukaryota; Fungi; Ascomycota; Dothideomycetes; Pleosporales; Didymellaceae.